This is a messenger RNA of Cottoperca gobio, 3054 nucleotides long. RefSeq names its product solute carrier family 9 member 8 (gene slc9a8). The transcript has 16 exons. Gene Ontology annotation, molecular function: sodium:proton antiporter activity; potassium:proton antiporter activity. Lineage: Eukaryota; Metazoa; Chordata; Actinopteri; Perciformes; Bovichtidae. Gene Ontology annotation, biological process: potassium ion transmembrane transport; sodium ion transport; regulation of intracellular pH. Gene Ontology annotation, cellular component: membrane. Bases 54 to 2012 code for a protein of 652 amino acids. The record is from RefSeq and is a predicted model, not a curated record.
AGUCUUUUUUAUUACAAAACGUUGCUUUUGGAUUUAAAUGCACUGGAUUGAGGAUGAGAGGCGUUAACCAUAAAGUUGUGUUGCUGUCCUUUUUGCUGUUGUAUGUAAAUCCGUGCGUGACAGAGCGAGCUAAGAGGGAACACUCGUUGGACCUGCGUGAGAGAGAUGACCGAGGGGAUGUGAACCAUAAGGUUACUCCAGAAGAAAGCCAGCAAACAUUAAUAAAACAUGAACAAGAAGAUGGACACGAUUCAAUCGACCCACAAAAGGAAGGACAGUCUGUCAGCAAGUCCAAUGCCAGUGAUCACAACAACGAGACCCUCCACUCUACAACACCUGCUGCCAAGCCGACGACUCUGGCACCUCCAACUGUCAAGCCCAUUCUGCCCGUGCAGACAGGGGUCAAGGCCCAAGAAGAAGAGCAGUCCAGCGGGUUGACUAUAUUCUUCAGCCUGCUGGUUAUUGGUAUCUGCAUCGUAUUGGUGCACCUGCUUUUCAAGUUCAAACUGCAUUUUCUUCCAGAGAGUGUGGCUGUUGUCUCCCUAGGGAUUCUAAUGGGAGGCAUCAUUAAGAUCAUUGAGUUCCAGGAGCUGGCCAACUGGAAGGAGGAGGAAAUGUUCCGACCCAACAUGUUCUUCCUUUUGCUCCUGCCGCCCAUCAUCUUUGAAUCCGGAUACUCUUUACAUAAGGGUAACUUCUUCCAGAACAUUGGCUCCAUUUGUCUCUUUGCUGUGAUCGGCACAGCUAUCUCCGCCUUCAUAGUCGGAGGAGGUAUCUAUUUCCUUGGACAGGCUGAUGUGAUCUAUAAGAUGUCAAUGACUGAUAGCUUUGCCUUUGGCUCACUGAUCUCAGCUGUGGACCCCGUAGCUACCAUCGCCAUCUUUAAUGCCCUGAACGUAGACCCGGUCCUCAACAUGCUGGUGUUCGGUGAGAGCAUCCUCAAUGACGCAGUUUCCAUUGUCCUCACGAACACGGCAGAGGGCUGCUUUUCCCGCUCAGACAACUCCACGGUGACCGGCUGGGAGACCUUUUUGCAAGCCUUGGGUUAUUUCCUUAAAAUGUUUUUUGGUUCUGCUGCGUUAGGAACCCUCACUGGACUCAUCUCGGCUCUUUUUCUAAAACACUUUGAUCUGAGGAAGACUCCUUCACUGGAGUUUGGUAUGAUGAUCAUCUUUGCGUACCUUCCCUAUGGCCUGGCAGAAGGAAUAAAACUGUCUGGAAUAAUGUCCAUCCUGUUUGCGGGAAUUGUGAUGUCUCACUACACCCAUCACAACUUGUCUCCUGUCACCCAGAUCCUCAUGCAGCAGACACUGCGCACAAUGGCCUUCAUGUGUGAGACGUGUGUGUUUGCCUUCCUUGGCCUAUCCAUCUUCAGCUUCCCUCAUAAAUUAGAAGUGUCCUUCGUCAUCUGGUGCAUCGUCCUGGUUCUUCUCGGCCGAGCGAUAAACAUCUUCCCGCUGUCCUUCCUGCUCAACUUCUUCAGAGACCACAAGAUCACACCCAAAAUGAUGUUCAUAAUGUGGUUUAGUGGUUUGCGAGGUGCUAUCCCUUACGCGUUAAGCCUUCACCUGGGCCUGGAGCCGAUUGAGAAACGGCAGCUAAUUGGCACCACCACCAUCAUCAUCGUUCUCUUCACCAUCCUCCUCAUGGGGGGCGGGACCAUGCCGCUCAUUCGCAUCAUGGACAUCGAGGAAAGCCAGUCGCGGCGUAAAAACAAGAAAGACAUCAAUCUCAGCAAAACACAGAAAAUGGGUAAUACCAUUGAAUCAGAGCACCUGUCAGAACUGACAGAGGAGGAGUACGAGGCACAUAUCUACCAGAGACGAGAUCUGAAGGGCUUUAUGUGGCUUGAUGCUAAAUACCUUAACCCCUUCUUCACUCGCAGGCUCACCCAAGAGGACUUGUUACACGGCCGGAUCCAGAUGAAGACUUUGACCAACAAGUGGUACGAGGAAGUUCGCCAGGGACCUUCAGGCUCUGAGGAUGAAGAGGAUGAAGCAGAACUCCUCUGAACUAAAAACAUAUUUUCAGUUUGUGCGUGCGUACAUGGAUGUGCAUUUUUAGUGCACACUGGUUCUGGAAUGUGUCGAAUCACAUCGCCGUAAAACUGGAUUUGAAAAUUGUAACACUGGAAGCAAGAAAAGAAGAAAAGACACAACUGUGAAAUUAUAUUUCUCAUAUAAAUGCCAUAUUGUUUCUUGCAAAAAGAAACACGGGAAGUUUUGUUCAUCCUGAUAAUCCUUUCCCAGAUGUUUCAUAGCGGUUCAGGUCUGAAGGGAAGCCUAGAGGGACGUUUUCUAUGUAAAGCAAUACUAGAGCACCUUUUUCUCUCCACUUUUAUAUUGCUCUUCUCUAUAUGGUAAUAGUUUAUUCAAGGUCUGCUGAACAUUUUUCUUUUUGUCAGAGGAAGGAUGCAACAUGCCCAUUUUUAAAAGUGGGAUUUGUAAUAAGUCACCGGUUGCUGCUUUGAGUAGCUUCAUGUUGAACUAGAUUUAAUUAUCUCCCGGUUUCUACAUUUGUAUGCAUUAAUGAUUCUGACUUAACACAUAUUCAUACAUAUGUAAUGAAGAUAAAAUAAAUACCAGAAGUGACACACAAGCUGCCUUCCAGCAAUGACGCAAAUAAAGAGAAAUGCAGGAGAGUGUUGAAACCGAUGAAACCAAUCAUUUUUCAGAACAUUAAUCACUUUGCUUACAGAAGAAUACUUAUGCUCCAAAAGAAGUUGGAAAUGUCUUUUUAUUUACAAUCAUGGAUCCAGUUUGGUUUGCCUAAAUGAACUUUUCUGUGUUUAUUUUCCGUCUCUGUCGAGGCUCAUGCCACUACUUUGUGUCUAAAAUAGAACUUGAAAUGUUGCUUUUGUGAUUUUUCACUAUGGAUUCCUGAUGAAGAUGGGCACCGAUGAAUGUUUGGGUAACUGGGAAUAAUGUCUUGUGAAUGUUUUUUCUAUUUAUUUAUCAAAUAUUUAUGUGUCUAUGGGAUAAAAGCUUUUAUACAAGCUCUAUGAGCGCUGCAGAAUUAAUAGAAAAAAUCUAGAAUAAAAAUAUUGACAUCCUA